Pteronotus mesoamericanus is the source of this 1763-nucleotide messenger RNA. It is a transcript of the gene TBCE, whose product is annotated as tubulin folding cofactor E. Gene Ontology annotation, cellular component: cytoplasm. Gene Ontology annotation, molecular function: protein binding. Lineage: Eukaryota; Metazoa; Chordata; Mammalia; Chiroptera; Mormoopidae. The transcript is spliced from 18 exons. Bases 136 to 1719 code for a protein of 527 amino acids. The record is from RefSeq and is a predicted model, not a curated record.
GCGAGGGGCCGACUCUCGAACCACCCAGCUGGCCUCGGAGAGUUCCUGACUUGUCAAAAAAAAAAAAAAGAAAUCUAGUAAAAGAACGCUGAAGACAAAAAGAGAUUCCAUAUUGUGGAUUCUGGCUCCGUUAUCAUGAAUGACACUUUGACAUCAGAUGUCGUUGGUCAAAGAGUUGAAGUCAAUGGAGAACGUGCCACGGUUCUUUUCUAUGGCCCUGUCCCUCCUGUGGCAGGACUCUGGUUAGGAGUAGAAUGGGACAAUCCCGAGCGGGGCAAGCACGAUGGAAGCCACGAAGGGACUGUGUAUUUUAAAUGCAGCCACCCAACAGGAGGAUCCUUUAUUCGUCCGAACAAAGUAAACUUUGGAGUAGACUUCCUUACUGCAGUUAAGAACCGCUACGUGUUAGAAGAUGGACCAGAGGAGGAAGGAAAAGAGCACAUUGUUAAAAUUGCAAAUAGACCCGUGGAAACUAUCGGUUUUGACUCUAUUAUAAAACAGCAAAGCCAGCUGAGCAUGUUGCAAGAAAUUUCUUUGAGGAACUGCGCAGUAAGUCGUGCUGGUGACAAAGGAGCCAUUGCCAAAGCGUGUCCUAAUGUUAGAGAAGUAGAUUUGUCAGUGAACCUGCUGUCAGCCUGGGGCGACGUCGUGGGUAUUGCAGCUCAGCUCAGACACCUGGAAGUCCUCAACCUCAGGGACAAUAAGCUGAGGUUCCCCCCUGGCGCACCGUCUCCCGCCGGAGUGUUUCCUGCACUGAAGGUUCUAGUCCUCAGCCGGACAGGAGUAACGUGGGCCGAGGUGCUCCGGUGCGCUGUGGGGUGGCCGGUCCUUGAGGAGCUCUACCUGGAGUCCAACGGCGCCACCAUCUCAGAAAGGCCGGCCGACGUUCUACAGAUGGUCAAGUUAUUGGACCUUUCCCAUAAUCAGUUAAUUGAUGAAAAUCAGCUGUUUCUAAUAGCGUAUCUGCCCAGAUUAGAACAACUAAUUCUUUCUAACACUGGGAUUUCUUCUCUACAUUUCCCGGAUGCUGGGAUUGGGUGCAAGACGUCAAUGUUUCCUUCUUUGCAAAACCUUGUAGUCAACGACAACCAGAUAUCGCAAUGGUCAUCCAUCAACGAGCUGGAUAAGUUGCAGAGCCUGCGCUCCUUGUCCUGCCGCAGAAACCCCCUGACUGAGGGAAGCGGAGCGCAGGCCGCCUACCAGUUCAUCAUCGCCAAGAUCGGCCAGCUGCACACCCUGAACAAGUGUCAGAUUCUCCCCGAGGAGAGGCGUGGAGCCGAGCUGGAAUACAGAAAAGCCUUUGGAAACGAGUGGAAAAAGGCGGGUGGACAUCAGGAUCCAGACAAGAACAGGCCGAGCGAGGAGUUCCUGGCAGCCCACCCGAGAUACACGGCGCUCUGCCUCAAAUAUGGUGCACCUGAAGACGGGGAACUCAAAACACAACAACCGUGUCUGCUCAAAAAUCAGCUACUAACACUGAAGAUAAAAUAUCCUAACCAUCUUGAUCAGAAAGUCCUAGAGAAACAACUACCAGACUCCAUGACAAUUCAUAAGGUGAAAGGACUGCUGUCACGUCUUCUCAAAGUUCCUGUGUCAGACCUUCUGUUGUCCUACGAGAGUCCCAAAAUGCCGGGCAGAGAGAUUGAACUAGAAAAUGACCAACAGUCAUUACAGUUUUACUCUGUAGAGAGUGGAGAUUGUCUGUUAGCGCGAUGGUGACGGCCAACUAAUGAAGCUCGGAGACUAGACUGUUAUUGUGACUG